This is a messenger RNA of Sesamum indicum (sesame), 4405 nucleotides long. RefSeq names its product G-type lectin S-receptor-like serine/threonine-protein kinase At1g11330. Gene Ontology annotation, biological process: protein phosphorylation; recognition of pollen. NCBI's taxonomy places the organism in Eukaryota, Viridiplantae, Streptophyta, Magnoliopsida, Lamiales, Pedaliaceae. Gene Ontology annotation, molecular function: protein serine/threonine kinase activity; ATP binding. The record is from RefSeq and is a predicted model, not a curated record. Gene Ontology annotation, cellular component: plasma membrane.
AUACUAGAUAUCUGCCAAAUAUCAUCCCAGCCAAAUCCAAAUCCAAAUCCAAAUCCAGUGUGAGCAGUGGCGGAUGCAAACCAGCAGCAGCAACUCAUGAGAUAGAGCCAUUUCCCGUAAAGACAACUCUGAUCAAAUAACCAUGAUUGCUCCCAAAAUCGUCCAACUUUUUGUUCUUCAAUCCGUUUUUCUUGUUCUGGGUUUUUGCUUGGAAACAGACACCAUCUCCUUCGGUUUAUCUAUCAAAGAUCCUGACACCAUAAUUUCUCGCGAGCAGGUCUUCAAAUUGGGAUUUUUCACGCCUGACAACACCACCAACCGCUAUUUGGGUGUCUUUUACACAGUCUCCGAGAAAACCGUGAUAUGGGUAGCCAACAGAGACAAACCUCUCAAUGAUACUUCCGGCACCGUAUCUAUAUCUGACGACGGCAAUCUUGUACUGAGAAACGGAAAUAAUGAAAUUGUAUGGUCAACCAAUGCGACCACUUCUCCUAUGAAUAAUACCACUCUUCAAGUUCAGGACACUGGAAAUCUUGUUUUGCGGGAAAAUGCAACGGGGAACACAAUAUGGGAGUCUUUUGCAGUACCUUCGGAUGUUUUUAUGCCCACAAUGAGGAUAGUCGACAACAUAAUUACGGACAAGAAGGUGGUCGUGUCGGCGUGGAAAAACGGGUCCGACCCUGAAGUAGGACGCUUCACGGCGGGGCUUGAAGCAUUAAAUAUUCCUCAAAUUUUCACCUGGAAUAAUGGCCGACCGUACUGGAGGAGCGGCCCCUGGAACGGGCAGAUUCUGAUUGGGGUACAGGAUAUGUAUUCUCCAUACCUGGACGGGUUCACUGUAGUCAACGAUCGUGCCGGCACUUUCUACUUCACGGCACCUGAGGGGAAGUUCUUGAUGAGAAUCACCCUAAAUUCUUCAGGAAGCUUAGUUCAAACUUUGUGGAACGAUCAGACUAAGAAUUGGGAUAUUACAUGGUUGGCUCCUCAAAAUGAAUGUGAUGUUUAUGGGACGUGUGGGCCAUUUGGUAGCUGUAAUGCACAGGAUUCACCUAUUUGCUCUUGUUUGAGAGGAUUCGAGCCCACGAAUAGAGAUGAAUGGGAGAGAGGGAAUUGGACUGGCGGGUGCCAGAGAAAAAAGCAGCUGCAGUGUGCUCAAGGUGAUGGAGACGGGUUUCUGAGGUUGCCGUUUAUGAAGGUUCCAGACUUUGCUGAACAGUUAUCGUCUAGGCAGGAAGAUGAAUGUAGGAGUGCAUGCUUGAGUAAUUGUUCUUGCAUAGCUUAUGCUCAUGAUCCUAAUAUCGGUUGUAUGUUUUGGGGCGAGACCUUGAUCGAUGUUCAGCAGUUCUCGGGCGUUGGUGUUGAUUUUUACAUCCGUCUGGCGGCUUCAGAAUUGGAUAAUCACAAAGACAAAAAGCUGAUUAUCAUAAUUCCAGUGGUCGUGGGCUUUGUUUCCGUAUCUGCUCUUAUCAUCAUCGCUUGGUGCUGGAUGGUCAAGAGAAAGGGUGAUAAAGCAAAAGACAAAAGGAUUUUUGAAGCAGGGCAAACAUUUUCCUCAGAUUCAAACGCAAUUGUGCUCAAAGAUGAAUCAGAGAGAGUUAAUAUUGAAGAGUUUCCACUAUACACUUUUGAGACGCUUGCAAAUGCAACAGAUCAAUUCAACGAAAACAACCUUCUUGGGAAGGGUGGGUUUGGUCCUGUUUACAAGGGCAAUCUGGCAAAUGGGAAAGAAAUUGCUGUGAAGAGACUGUCAGCAGCUUCUGGACAAGGGGUGGAAGAAUUCAUGAACGAAGUGAUAGUGAUUUCCAAACUCCAACACAGGAAUCUCGUCAGACUGUUAGGAUGCUGUGUGGAGAAAGAAGAGAAGAUGCUGAUAUAUGAGUACAUGCCUAAUAAAAGCUUGGACUUGUGUCUCUUUGAUCCUACGCAUCCAUCACAAAAGGUUUUAGAUUGGAAGAAACGUUUCAGUAUUAUUGAAGGUAUUGGGCGAGGCCUCAUGUAUCUUCAUAAGGACUCCAGGCUGAGGAUAAUCCACAGAGACCUGAAGCCCAGUAAUGUGUUGCUCGAUGAGGAUUGGGACCCAAAAAUUUCUGACUUUGGAAUGGCGAGGAUAUUUGGAGGCAACCAAGAUCAUGGAAACACUGCAAGAGUUGUGGGAACAUACGGAUAUAUGGCACCUGAAUAUGCAAUGGAAGGCAGAUUUUCUGAAAAAUCGGAUGUCUAUAGCUUUGGAGUGCUGAUGUUAGAGAUAGUAAAAGGGAAAAAGAAUACACAUUAUUACAACCAUGAAUGGUCUUUGAGUCUUCUAGGAUGCGCCUGGAAAUUAUGGAGUGAAGACAAUGGUUUGGCUUUCGCGGAUGAAGCCAUAGCAAGUCCUACUUUCCAGGGAGAGAUCAUCAGAUGCAUCCACAUCGCACUCUUGUGUGUCCAGGAAUUUCCGAAAGAUAGACCAACCAUUCAGACUGUUCUGUCGAUGCUCAGCCGUGAAAUCACGGACCUCCCAGCGCCAGAGCAGCCGGUGUUUGCCGAGAAAUGGAACAGCACAAACAUGGGAUCAACUCAGUCGAUGAACCAAGUUGGAUUCUCCACCAACGAGCUCACUCUCACAGUUCUUGACGGCCGAAUACUCUUCCAGGCAAGAAUCUUGGGCAUGAUAAUGGUCCGUGCAAAAGUUCUGAACUUUCUUCUUCUUCUUUCCAUCUUCCUCUAUUCUUUCCUCCCGCGGUUCUGCACAGCACAGGGCAACACCAGCAAUUCAAGCAAUACUUGCGAAACUUAUGGCAAGUGUGGGCCCUUUGGGAGCUGCAACUCACAAGUUUCACCAAUUUGUACUUGUUUGCGAGGAUUCUACCCGACGAAUAAUCAGGAAUGGAGUUCAGGGAAUUGGACCAGUGGGUGUGUGAGGAGGGUCCCUUUGAACUGUGAGGGGAAUAAUGGAACAAGUAAUGGGAGCGGAGAAGAUGGGUUUUUGAAACUUCAGAAGAUGAAAAUUUCGGGCUACUCAGCCCGAUGGUUUGGCCCUGAAGAUCAGUGUCAGGAUCGGUGCUUGAGGAAUUGUUCAUGCAUAGCCUACGGUUUUGACGUUGGUAUUGGUUGUAUGUUCUGGAGCCCACCCUUAAUCGACGUUCAGGUAUUUCCAGGCGGCAGUGGCUCAGAUCUCUACAUUCGCGUGGCAAAUUCUGAACUAGCUAGUAAGAAAGACACUAAGAAGACCAUAAUAAUUGUGGUUGUAGUCGGCUUGGUUGUCGUGUCUAUUUGUGCAUAUUUUUCUUGGAAAUGGAUAGCUAAGCGCAGAGGCAAAAGAAAGACAAGUGAACCUGAAAUAGCAGGCAAAUCAGGUUCAGUUGACUCCUUUGUUCAAGAUGCAUUAAGUCAAGUAAAUCAUGAAGAGUUACCACUGUUUAAAUUUGAGAUACUUGCAAAUGCCACCAACAGAUUCGACGAAGCUAACAAGCUUGGGAAGGGUGGCUUUGGUCCCGUUUACAAGGGAGAAUUGGCAGACGGAAGAGAAAUUGCAGUUAAGAGGCUUUCAAAAGCAUCUGGACAAGGGAUGCAAGAAUUUAUGAAUGAAGUGGUUCUAAUUUCUAGGCUCCAACACAGGAAUCUUGUUAGACUAUUGGGUUGCUGUGUAGAGAAUAAAGAGACAAUGCUGAUAUAUGAAUACAUGCCUAAUAAAAGCUUGGACUUUUUCCUAUUUGAUCCAUCACAAGAGAUCCUAGAUUGGCUAAAGCGGUUCAACAUUAUUGAAGGGAUCUGUAGAGGCCUCCUUUAUCUUCACAGGGAUUCUAGAUUGAAGAUAAUCCAUAGAGACCUGAAGCCAAGUAAUAUAUUGCUGGAUAAUGAUUGGAAUCCAAAGAUUUCAGACUUUGGCAUGGCCAGAAUAUAUGGAACAAAGCAAGAUCAUGUGAGCACCGUUAGAGUGGUAGGAACAUAUGGAUAUAUGGCUCCUGAGUACGCAUUGGAAGGAAGAUUUUCAGAAAAAUCUGAUGUGUUUAGUUUUGGAGUUUUGAUGCUUGAGAUUGCUACUGGAAAAAGGAACACAACUUUCAACCAUCAAGAAGGCUCUUUGAACCUUUUGGGACAUGUAUGGAGACUAUGGAAUGAAGACAAUGUUGCACAUUUGAUAGAUCCUAGAAUAUCAGGUGCAAGCUACCGGUCCGAGGUGGUGAGAUGCAUACAUAUCGGGUUAUUGUGUGUCCAAGAACUCCCGAAAGACAGGCCAUCCAUUUCAACUGUGCUCUCAAUGCUAAGCAGUGAAACCAUAGAGCUCCCUGAGCCAAAACAAUCGGCAUUUUCUAUAAAGUCAAGCCAUUCUGAUACAGGUACAAGUUCUUCACAGCAGACCCAAAAAAGUAGUUGCUCUUUGAACAAUGUCACUCUCACCAUGGUUGAUGGCCGCUGAUGUGUG